GUUUAAUAAACUCGUAGAAUGCUUGACGUGCAAACGAUGAAUUCAUCUGAAAGCGUCCCGGAUUACUUAAAUAAAAAUAUAUUCCCGACUUUAUUAAAUGCAAUGGAGGAAAUGUUACUUGAAGCUGAUCGUCGAAAUGCGUUAGAAACACAUAAAUGCUCUUUUAAUGGAUUGGAUUAUCUUGCCGAGAUUCUUUGGAAUCGAAACUCGCGACAUCCGAGUAGAUUGUGCACUUGGCAAGGCGUAUUUGACAUACCACAAUUCAAGCUAUGGCUAAAGUUGCAUCCCAGGCCAAUUUAUUCAAAAUCGUGGUUGUGGACUAAAGAGGAGGCCGCCUCACAUAUACAGAGAUAUGUUCGUGGUUGGCUUGUUAGAAAAAAUACGGAUGUUCAGGAGAUGCGUCAGUUUUGGAAGGUAUUGAUAUAAUUAAGGAAUUG
Messenger RNA from Mycetomoellerius zeteki, 437 nucleotides. Its product is annotated as IQ domain-containing protein K. Bases 19 to 426 code for a protein of 135 amino acids. The record is from RefSeq and is a predicted model, not a curated record. The transcript is spliced from 3 exons. Gene Ontology annotation, molecular function: protein binding. NCBI's taxonomy places the organism in Eukaryota, Metazoa, Arthropoda, Insecta, Hymenoptera, Formicidae.